CUCGCCGCUGAUGCCAUCAAUUUGCGGCUCGGUGUUCGAGAGCUCCUCCACCCGAACCGCCAUUUUGAAUUUAGCGCGCAAUAGGCAUGCGUUAACUAAAAGAACCGCUGAGGUAAUUACACUUACGUGCUACCGACGCCAUCUACAAUCAAAGUAUGUCGGCACUGGUCAUUCAGACACAACUAAAUUUGAGUGGCUUGUGAACCAGCACAGAGAUAGUGCAGCCUCAUAUAUUGGCCAUUAUAAUCUACUGGAUUACUUUGCCCUGGUUGAGAAUGAAACAAGAGCUAGAACUAGAUUCAACCUUCUGGAGAAAAUGGUUCAGCCUUGUGGCCACCCACCACACAGACCAGAAGACUAAAAAAAUAGUACAUGCAUCAUGGACUGGAUUAAACUUUGUAAGUAUAAAUUAAGAAAACAAGCAAUCAUGAUUUGAGAGUCCUUUUACUCCUGUUUGACUUAGUUUGUGCUCGCAUCUCUACUAAUUAGUCAUUUGUCUUUUGUUUUUCCCCAGAUCAAAAUCAUUUAUGUAAUCUCAUGUUUCUGGAAAAUUUUAACGCUGUUUUCCAGCCAAUACCUCAAAUACCUUGUCUCUAGUUCAGCCAGUUUGGCCAAAGUGGCUUUCGCAUCAGAAAUUUUUGUCUAACAUUUUAUUGUUUAUAGUCUAUGCUAUGCUGUAACAGUUAUUUAAAAGAAGUUGAUUGCAUUUCGUCAUUAGACACUUAAUAAUCACGAAAGCAGCUUUCUUGAAAACUCUUAAACUGUAGAUACAGAAAGCCGUCAGAAAAAGGUGUUGAUCUUUAGUUUAAGUAGUCGUUUGCCUUUAUAAAAAAAAGAUGUGAGAGACUUCCCAAGUUGUACGGCUGAGCGUCUUCAAAAUAAAAUGAACUUGUUGAA
Pocillopora verrucosa is the source of this 897-nucleotide messenger RNA. NCBI's taxonomy places the organism in Eukaryota, Metazoa, Cnidaria, Anthozoa, Scleractinia, Pocilloporidae. The record is from RefSeq and is a predicted model, not a curated record.